AUGGCCUCCAAGGACACCUUACUACCAAAAAGAAUUAUGAGGAGUGAAAAUUCUGAAGGAGCAGGACUUGAGGAAUUUGAGGCGGAGAAAAUAGUAGACCAGCGUGUAUUAGAUGGGCAGGUACAAUAUCUCCUGAAAUGGAAGGGCUAUCCAGAUGCUGAUAAUACCUGGGAAGCAGAAGAGCAUUUAAAUUGCCCAGAGUUAAUGGAGGAGUUUCUAAAUUCUCAAAAUGAUAUUUUAUGUAACGGUGAAUCCUAUGAUAGCACAUCAGGGUAUGAAAGAGGUGCUGGUGACUACCCUCGAGGGUUCACUAUGGGGCUUGAGCCUGAAGAAAUACUUGGUGCCAGAGAAAAUAUGGGAUUAUUGAUGCUCCUCAUGAAGUGGAAAAAUUGUGACCAACCUGAGUGGGUUCUGGCAAAAGAGGCUAAUGUUCAAUGCCCUGAAGUUGUAAUUGCUUUUUAUGAAGCAAAACUGCCUUGA
Molecule: messenger RNA, 480 nt
Organism: Perognathus longimembris pacificus (Pacific pocket mouse)
Lineage: Eukaryota; Metazoa; Chordata; Mammalia; Rodentia; Heteromyidae
Product: chromobox protein homolog 3-like
Exons: 1
Coding region: 1-480 (159 amino acids)
Biological process (GO): negative regulation of transcription by RNA polymerase II; chromatin organization
Cellular component (GO): pericentric heterochromatin; nucleus
Molecular function (GO): chromatin binding
Source: RefSeq, a predicted model, not a curated record